Aureobasidium musti is the source of this 1147-nucleotide messenger RNA. NCBI's taxonomy places the organism in Eukaryota, Fungi, Ascomycota, Dothideomycetes, Dothideales, Saccotheciaceae. The record is from the annotation of a GenBank genome assembly.
CUUUAUCCAGCUUAGAUAUGGAGUCUCGACAACUGUAUCGUCAUUGACGAUCGCAACUUAUGUGUUCGGAUACGGCGUCGGAGCCCUAUUGUUCUCACCUUUAAGUGAGAUCGAGUCUGUCGGUCGCAAUAUACCGUACAUCUCCAGUCUGGCCUGUUUCGUGCUUGACUCGAUGGCUGCAGCCAUGUGUGACAGAUUCGCUGGUCUGAUCGUACUCCGAUUUGCACAAGGUGUAUGCGGCUCUCCAGCUCUCGCGACUGGAGCUGCCUCGCUGCAAGAUAUGCUUGAANGUGCGAUAUUUACCAUUCGCCUUCCUCGGAUGGAUGGGUGCUGCCACUUUGGGGCCAGAUGGCGUCUACCCAUGUGGCUGCUCUGUUACUUGUCAGCAUUCGUGCUGGUCAUCCUUGCAAUUGCCCUUCCUGAGACGUAUCUUGCAAAACGACAGCACGACCUGAAGCAACAAUCUGCUUUACGGGUAGCAGAGCAAAACAUUAAUGCAGAACCCUGGACAUCGAUCAGCUCAGUCCUACGGCGGCAUCUUUGGUGCCCAAUAAAGAUUAUGGUAACAGAACCCGCAGUCGCUUUCGCCAAUAUUUAUACAUGUUUGAUCUACGGUCUGUACUAUACCUUUUUUGAGUGUAUCUCGAAAGUCUACCUCGAGACAUACAAGUUUACAUAUCGUGAUAUGGGUCUGAGUUUCCUGAGCAUCUCGGUUGGAGCGGUUGUGGGUGGUCUUCUGCUCUGCCCAUGGACAAUGGAAUGGAUGCGUUCGGCAGCUCAGGACUGUCCAAGCCUCAAACCGGUUCGGAGCCUUGUGCCGGGAUUGUACGCCUCUGUCACGAUGCCAGCGAGUCUUCUGCUCUUUGGUAAGUCUCAUGAGCACAAUGAAAUUCUCCGACUCAAGCUGAACAUGAUUUGCAUUNNAGCAUGGACCUCCCGGAUGGACAUCCACUGGACAGUACCGCUGAUUGGCAUCGCGGGAUAUACAGCUAGCAUGUUCGCCAUUUUGCAAAGCCUAGCGAUGUACCUGAUUCUGGUUCACCCUAAAGACUCAGCGUCCCUCUUCGCAGGCAACGAUUUUAUGCGAGCAACGACCGCAGCAGCAGCAGUCCUUGCAAGCCAUCCUCUGCCUAUUUUGGCUGUAUAG